Peronospora belbahrii is the source of this 555-nucleotide messenger RNA. The record is from the annotation of a GenBank genome assembly. NCBI's taxonomy places the organism in Eukaryota, Oomycota, Peronosporomycetes, Peronosporales, Peronosporaceae.
AUGCCGAUAGAGGUACAGCGUAAGCUAACGGUGCUGGGGUAUCCAGGCGUCGGCAAGUCAUCGCUCACCACGUGCUUUGUGGAGAACCGCUUCGUGGAGAACUAUGACCCGACCAUUGAGAACACAUUUCACAAGACCAUUCGGGUGCGCAACGCGCACUUUGUUACGGAUAUCGUGGAUACGGCAGGCAUGGAUGAAUACGCAAACUUCUCCCAGGCGGCGUCAGUGGGCGUGCACGGCUACGUGCUCGUGUACUCGAUUGGUUUACGCACGUCGUUUGAGAAGUUGAAGUUGAUCAAUGAGAAGCUAGUUAACAUGCUUGGCUCCAAGCCACCUCGCGUGUUGGUUGGCAGCAUGUCGGAUCUAGAGAAGGCCAGAGAGGUGACUGUAAAAGAAGGUCAAAUGCUGGCGAGCAACUGGGAAUGCCCCUUCGUCGAGUGCUCGGCAAAAGACAACGAAAACAUUAACGAGGUAUUUACUUAUCUAAUCAAGGAGAUUGAGCGCGAUUCCGGUCUGCUGGAGGAGAAUGGAGAAUCCCAAUGCAUAAUUGUGUAA